AUGAACACUGUGGAUGAUAGCAAACCGUUUCUGGAUGACGAAAAACUGGUGGAUUUUUGCUGGAGAGAAGCAUUCGUUUUGGAUAAAUGGUUGGUUGGUAAGAAAUCCUCAGAUUCGGCGUGUUAUUCGGAAAAAUGGCGACAACAGUUUUCGAUGCGACCAACAUGGUGCGAUGCCGAUAUGGCUCUACAACAAAUUGUUCGGGGUGUAGCGACGGGUAAUCGAAUGGCGCUCUAUGCACGAUCCUUUUUUCAAUCAUUACUUUUUACAUUGGGUUCAUUUGUACAGAAUUGGGCUUGGUCCGUUGUUGUUCUUGGCCUUGCUGCAUAUUUGAUAUGCUCAUUUGGCCUGCAAUAUGUUCACAUCGAAACCGAUCUGAUGAAAUUAUGGGUCUCACGUAUUGUAGGUCAAAUCAUUGGCAAAGGUGGACGUUUGGAUGAGGAGCUGCAUUUUCUGUCACGAGUGCAGCACGAUGUUCAGUAUGCACUAGCUCGUUCAAAACGACUAACCAAUGGAACUAAUACAAGCAGCAGCAAUGAGGCUUCAGUGGCUAUUCAGCCGAUGAAUGAUUUACGGGAUGAUGAGGUUGAAACACCUCGAGAAAAUGCUUUUGGCAAUGGAUUUCAGGAGUAUUUAGUUUCGUUUUUUUUUUCCAGGAAUUGGACUUUAUCAGAUAUAUGCUUUAAACCACCUUCACCACAAUUACCUCAAGGACCGUUGACAUCAUUAUUGACAAAAUUGCUGGAACGAUUAAUACCGUGCAUUUGGAUUACACCCAUUGAUUGUUUCUGGGAAGGAUCGAAGCCACUUGGACCAUCACCACCGCUCAAUUUUGGGCCAGAUGCACAAGCAUUCAUAAGUUCACUUCCAAAAGGCAAUAUAACAUGGAGAAAUCUGGAUCCAUCAGCAGUACUGAAGGAAGUGGGAACACUUUUCGAUCUCGGCACUAUUUUCAAUAUUUUUGAACGGGCAGGUAUUGGAUCAGCUUAUUUGGAUCGCUGGUGCAUCGAUCCGCUGGAUCCGGAAUGUCCAGUUACAGCACCGAAUGGUUUCGAUCGUUGUGCUGCUUUGAAGAAAUUUCAAAGUUGGAAUUUAUCAAUGCCAGAGAAUGAACGGAUAAAGCUGGAAGCGGAAGAUGUACCACUUACGGAACACGGAAUACAGGAUGCAACCGCUCAAAUCAUUGAAAAUAUAUUUGGUAAGAGACAAAAAAAAUUUUUGUAUUCUAAAGAAAAGAAUGUGGACGAAGUAAUGUGUAAUCGCUAUGGUAAAGGCUUGUUGAAGUGGAUGAAAAACAACGAGAACAGAUGGAGUGAAUUUCUCACCGAGGUAUAUUUUUGCACCUGUCUAUUCGCAGACGAAAAUUCACAAGACUCAAAGUUGAAAUUUUUAUCAUUUUUGAUUACGCCGUAA
This is a messenger RNA of Gongylonema pulchrum, 1413 nucleotides long. NCBI's taxonomy places the organism in Eukaryota, Metazoa, Nematoda, Chromadorea, Rhabditida, Gongylonematidae. The record is from the annotation of a GenBank genome assembly.